AUGGCACCCUACAACUACUCCCACCUCCGAGCGCCGGCGAGGGCAAAGGAGCCCUUCUAUGCCACCUCUGAAUUCUGGACGGACAUCAACCCAAUUCCCUUGAUGGAGGGCGCACCCCAGGCGCCUUCAAAACCUGGUGAGGAUCUACCGACCCAAUCUGCCCCUGCACUAGCCACCAUUGCGUACUCGAAGCGCUAUCUAGAAGCCAUGUCCUAUCUCCGUGCGGUGAUGGCACAGAACGAGUUUUCGGAGCGGUGUCUCGCGUUGACGGAGGAUAUCAUUGGCAUGAACCCUGCCCACUACACCGUGUGGCUGUACCGGAUGAAAUGUCUACGUGAGCUCUGGGGCGUCAAUACACAGGAGACAGAACAGGUCGCGGAGAACGAGAAGAAGAUCGAAAUGGGCGUCGAUGGUGAGCUGGAGUGGCUUGAGAGCGUCAGCGAGCGCAACCUAAAGAACUAUCAGAUCUGGCACCACCGCCAAUCUCUUCUCUCCCUGCUACCCGAAUCAAGUGUCCUCCCACCUUCCGAGAUCUCCUUUCUUGCCCACAUCCUCUCCUUCGACGCCAAGAACUACCACGUCUGGACCUACCGCCAAUGGCUCUGCCGGCGCUACGCGUCCACCCUGCUCGUCGACCCUUCUCCAGAGCUCAUCGAGAUGGAGAAGCUACUCAACGAUGACUGCCGCAACAACUCCGCCUGGAGCCACCGAUACUUUGUGGUUUUCGGGCUCGAGGAGUUGGAGUUGAUGGAGAAGGGGGACAAGGUGAGGAAGGAGAUACUGGAUGAGGGUCUCCUGCCGGUGGAUGAGGCGGCCGUGGAGAGGGAGAUCGCGUAUGCCAAGGAAUGGAUCGAGGUGGCACCGCAGAAUCCAAGUCCGUGGAACUAUUUAAGAGGGGUUUUGAAGCGGGCGGGCAGAAAUUUGCAGAGUGAGAGGGAGUUCUGUGAGACUUUUGUGAGGCCGGCGGGCGAAGAGGGCGUCGAGUUGGAUUUCGAGGGCGACGCAGUCCGGAGCAGUCACGCGAUCGACUGGUUGAGUCAGGCGUACGUGGAACAGGGCACAGAGGAAGGCAAAGAGAAGGCGAGGCGAUGUCUACAGGCGCUGGGAACCAAGUGGGAUAUCAUCAGGAAGAACUACUGGGACUAUCGAGCAAAGGGACUCUAG
This is a messenger RNA of Cyphellophora europaea CBS 101466, 1164 nucleotides long. RefSeq lists its product as uncharacterized. The transcript has 2 exons. Gene Ontology annotation, molecular function: protein farnesyltransferase activity; CAAX-protein geranylgeranyltransferase activity. Gene Ontology annotation, cellular component: protein farnesyltransferase complex; cytoplasm; CAAX-protein geranylgeranyltransferase complex. Lineage: Eukaryota; Fungi; Ascomycota; Eurotiomycetes; Chaetothyriales; Cyphellophoraceae. The coding region runs from base 1 to 1164 and encodes 387 amino acids. Gene Ontology annotation, biological process: protein geranylgeranylation; protein farnesylation. The record is from RefSeq and is a predicted model, not a curated record.